Ceratitis capitata (Mediterranean fruit fly) is the source of this 2678-nucleotide messenger RNA. Its product is annotated as ATP-dependent RNA helicase DDX54. The transcript has 9 exons. The record is from RefSeq and is a predicted model, not a curated record. The coding region runs from base 92 to 2548 and encodes 818 amino acids. NCBI's taxonomy places the organism in Eukaryota, Metazoa, Arthropoda, Insecta, Diptera, Tephritidae. Gene Ontology annotation, molecular function: ATP binding; RNA helicase activity; RNA binding. Gene Ontology annotation, cellular component: nucleus.
AAAUUAUUUCGCACGUGUUUCAAAUUUUCUGUUUGAUCCAGCCAGAAAAAUUGCUGAUAAAAGGCAAUUUAUUCAUUGAAAACAAGAAAUAAUGGGUAAGAAGAAUGACGACAUUGACUUACCCGGCUUCCCAUCGCUCGAUAGCGGUGGUGGUGGCGAUGGUGAUACACAGAGUAAAAGUACAGGCAAAUCUAAGAAAAGUGGUGGUUUCCAAUCAAUGGGACUCUCGUUCGGCGUUAUUAAGGGCAUAACAAAGCGUGGUUAUAAAAUUCCAACACCUAUUCAACGGAAGACCAUACCCUUGAUAUUGGAAGGACGCGAUGUCGUCGCUAUGGCUAAGACUGGUUCUGGCAAAACUGCUUGCUUUCUAAUACCCAUGUUUGAGAAAUUAAAAUGCCGUGAACCCACCAAAGGCGCGCGGGCAUUGAUUUUGUCGCCAACACGCGAAUUGGCUGUUCAAACAUAUAAGUUUAUAAAAGAAUUGGGACGUUUUAUGGAUUUGAAAACAAUUUUAGUACUUGGUGGUGAUUCCAUGGAUUCACAAUUCUCCGCAAUACACACAUGUCCGGAUAUAAUAGUCGCCACUCCUGGUCGUUUUCUGCAUUUGUGUGUUGAAAUGGACUUAAAGUUGAAUUCAAUAGAAUAUGUUGUGUUUGAUGAAGCUGAUCGUUUGUUUGAAAUGGGUUUUGGAGAGCAAUUGAAUGAAACCCUACAUCGUUUGCCUGCGGCCAGACAAACGGUACUCUUUUCCGCAACACUUCCCAAGCUUUUAGUGAACUUUGCGCGUGCUGGUCUAAACGAUCCAAUACUACUGCGUUUAGAUGUCGAGUCUAAGUUGCCCGAUGGUUUAAUGCUUAAAUUCCUCUACUGUCGUCCCGACGAACGGUAUACCGCUUUGAUAGUGCUGCUCAAAUAUGUCAUACCACAAGACUCGCAAACAGUGGUGUUCGCAGGCACACAACAUCACGUUGAAUUGAUAUGCUAUAUACUCACAAAAUGCGGCAUUUCCAACACGGCGGUAUAUUCCAGUUUAGAUCCUACGGCACGUAAAAUCAAUACGGCGAAAUUUGUUAAUAAAAAAGUUUCAGUGCUUACUGUAACCGAUGUGGCGGCACGAGGUAUUGAUAUACCAAGUUUGGACUAUGUGGUAAAUUUACAUUUUCCUGGAAAACCAAAACUGUUUGUGCACCGCGUUGGUCGUUGUGCGCGCGCUGGACGUACUGGCACAGCCUAUUCUAUAUUCUCUACUGACGAUGCAGCUCAUGUGCUUGAUUUGCAUUUGUUUUUGAAUCGACAGUUCAAUAUAAAUGACAACAAAACCGUGGGAAUAGCGCCGCAAGAUUUGUUGGAAGAAGAACACCUUACUGUGACGGACGUCAAGAAGAGCCAUGAUAUUGCUGGUGUACUACGCACAAGUGAAAACGCAUACAAAAAGUACUUGUCAUCACGUCCAGUGGCCUCAACAGAAUCGAAUGCGCGUAUAAAGAAAAUUAAAUUUUACAGUUGUAAGCCGUUAGAUGAUUUUCUAUCUGUAAACUCGUUCUUGCAAGAUCCAAAAGAUUCUAAUGGUGAAAAGAAUGAGAAAUCAAAAGCAGAACUGGCCUCCCAAGAACGGAAAAUGCAGGAGGAGAAGCAUGAUUUGCUUGUAAAAAUGCGUAACUUUAAACCCUCUACUACCAUUUUCGAGCUUAAUCGCCAUCAAAAAUCGGUGCCAUUCACAAUAAUGAAGGAAAAGCGAUCGAAGCAUACAGAAGUGAUUGAGAAAUAUAGAAAUAAAAUGGAAGAAAUCGACAAUGAGGAAGCAAAUAAACAAUUGGAAGCAGAUGAAAAGGAAGAGGCUGAGGAAGCAGAUGCAGAUGAAAUCGAAUCAGCUUUCAACGACAUCGUUGCACCAAAGAAACGUAAAAACUUGGAAGACCUUUACAAAAACAAGAAGAAAAGGAAGAAAGUCAAUGCUAAGGAUUCUGAAAACUAUAUUCCCUACCAAUCAGCUGAUAAACACACAGAAGAUGGUCUGGCAAUUAAUUCUUUCGAGCGUCAAGCUAUGAAUGCAGAGUUCUCUGUAAUCGAUCGUGACAGCAACACAGAUUAUCGUCCCAAACCAGGCAUGAAGAAAUGGGAUCGUAUCAAGAAGAAAAUGGUUUCUGUACAAGAUCCACGUGCUGGUAAAAUACGCACAGAAUCAGGUGCAUGGAUUCCAGCAUCCUUUAAGACAGGCCGUUACAGUGAUUGGAAGGAGAAAUCUAAGAUUGAAGAACAACUACAACGAGAAAAUGGCAGCGAUGAUGAUGGCUUUAAGCCCCUUUCGCAUGACCAGCGAUACCCUGUUGGUCGACAUGCUCGUCAUAAUGCUAAGGUGGCCGCUAAGAAACGAGUUGGUGGUGGUGAUAGUGAGCUGCGCCAUCCAGAGCAGAUUGUGAAGGCACGCAUGCGCUUGGAGUUCAUUAAGAAACGUAACGCCGAUAAUGCGAUACGGAAAGCGGAGAACCGAAAACGUAGUAUGCGAAAGAAUCAACGGGUCAAGCAAAAGAAGGGUGGCAAAAAGUAAAAGGUUUAGUAGGUUAAGCUAGAUAACGUUUGUCUAUUGUUUCGUAUAAAUGGAUAUAUACAUAAAUAUGUACAUAAGCCACAAAAUAUUUUUUGUAUAAUAAUAAAGCAUAUUCUUAAAUGAAAAAAAU